This is a messenger RNA of Vanderwaltozyma polyspora DSM 70294, 2256 nucleotides long. RefSeq lists its product as uncharacterized. NCBI's taxonomy places the organism in Eukaryota, Fungi, Ascomycota, Saccharomycetes, Saccharomycetales, Saccharomycetaceae. The transcript has a single exon. Bases 1 to 2256 code for a protein of 751 amino acids. The record is from RefSeq and is a predicted model, not a curated record. Gene Ontology annotation, molecular function: S-adenosylmethionine-dependent methyltransferase activity.
AUGAUGUCAGAAAUCAGCACUGGUGAUACCUUAGCAAGCAUUUCAGAAAAAAUAGACGAAGACGCUUCUCACUCACAUAUCCAUCCUCAUGUUUUAAGCUUAUCUCAUCAAAAACCUGUCGCUUCCAUAGUAGGAAAAAUAACUAAUCUCUUCGAAGUAGGUCCGAGCACUAAUGGUUUCGGUUCUAUUAGCACCAGCUCAAGCUCAAUUUCAAAUUCGAACUCAAACUCAAACAUAAGCUCGAUUUCGAUUUCAAACUCAAACUCAAAUUCAAGCUCAAAGAAUAACAUUACUUGUGAAAAGAAAAAGAAAAAUACAGGGUCUCUCCACGGUUCUACAGGUAAAGUAGCAACAGAUAAAGCUAAAAAAACUCCAACUUAUAAUUGGAAUUCACUUCCGAAGUUUGGUGGUCCCAUCGUGCCGCAACAGCAUUCCAUAUCUUCAAUAAAAUUGCCUGUGUCCGGUGCAAUUAAAAGGGUAUAUUAUGAUCCUCACUAUAAUAAGAAUUUUAACAUGAUGAACAUCUUCCUGUCAUUUAAUAUUGACACUGAGAAGUGCGAUUCUCUAGUCCAUGCCCGGAAAAGACUGCAAUCUUUCGUACAUUUCCUAACCCAAUAUUUGAAAACAAGGCAAUACAUUUUCCAAUGUUACCCAUUCAAUAUGAGAACUACUCCCGUAGGGAAAAUUGCCUCUGUUCAAACGAAUAAAUACGAAUCGUUUGUCGCAGGCCAUGACUACAGUGAUGCAGAAUUCUUAUUGGAACUGUGGCAAUAUAAAGCACAGAUUGCAAUGUUACAAGCAAAUUCUCUGUUCUUUUCCCAUGAUGUCGUGGAAUACCUGUUUCAAAAAAAAUUAGUAGUCUCUAACAAGAAAAAUGAUGGCUCAACUGACGAUGAGGUAGCUUAUACUCUCCCUACAAGCGAUAACAUUGAAGUAGUCAUUCUUCGAAAUUUGAUGUCGCAGCCAAUCUCAUGGCAACUUGCCUACGAUGAACAGACUUUAAAUAUUUGUGACUACUCUCUUGAUUUCUCGCCUUGGACUGCCAAGGAUUCAGAAGUAUUGCAAUUUUUAUCAAAUCUUGAUAAACCAAUAUCCGAUACAGUAAGAGUGGUCACUGACUAUUCACAAUUGAAAAACUACUCUCUCCAAGAAAUUAAAGAUUCUUCACUAGAUUGCAUGGGUAGAAAGCUAAAUAAUGACAAUCAUGAAGAAGUAAAAUUCGGUGACACUUUAUUAGGGGAUAAGAAUUAUGAAGAUAUGAUAAAAGAAAAUUCAACUACAGCAGCAUCAACCGAUUCGGAAACUAAUUCGACUCAAUCAUCGCAUUCUCAUUCUAAUUCAUCGCAUUCCCAUAAUUCUUCUUAUACUCAUACUAAUUCUCAUGCUCACUCCAACUCUCAUAAUAAUAUUUUGAAGCAUCACCGUCAUAUACUACCAUUUUCAGAAAAUAAAAAAACAUCAACAGAUAAACCAAAGAGGAAAAACCUAAAUUAUGAAAUCCAAAACAAAUGGCUGGAAGAUUAUUUUACCAAAGUUUUAAAGAAUUAUAGAAAAAUAGAUUUGCCUACCCAGUACAUUAUACCAAAUGAAAUUAAGACAACCGUGUUGGAAAUCGCAGAAAAGAAUAGAGCAAGCUUGAAAAACUCUCUGUCAUUUGCCAAAAAAUACACAAAAUUGAUACUUCCUUUCCCUGAUAAUUCUAUUCCAGUGGUAUAUUGUCCACAUUUCUGGUCGGAACUGUCAGUUGAUAAGUGGCACUUUUUGUUAAAUGAAAUUAUAAGAUGCACAGAACCUGGCGGUUACGUGUUUGGGAAUGUCUCCGAUUUGAAGUUGACAAAUAUUAAUUCAGACUCAUCUUCGAAGAACUAUUCAACCACAUUCGCCUCUACCAUUGAAAGAGAUAGAUUCCUUGAAAAUCUGUCAUUAGAGGCAAUUAACAACAAAUUAACAGUUUAUCCAACCAGACAUUUGGAAAAAUCAUUUGAAGAUGCAGGGUUUGUGAACAUUAAAUGCACAGUGCUUUACAAUAAGACAGGAGAUUUUACAUCACCUGUCGGUUGUAUCAGCGAAUUAUUAACUAUGUUAGAAUUUGAUUAUAUGAUCAGAAGCUUCUUUAAUAUUCCUCCUCAAUCUCAAUCUUCCUGUAACAAUGCGGCUGUCUUUGAAAAAUACGUUAAAGACCAUAUGUAUAAUGUCGAACCUGGCAUUGGUGGUUUAAGAUCAUUGUUCAUAGUGGCCCAAAAACCUUUGAAUUAG